AUGGUGGAACUCUUGGUACAGAAUGAUCAGCACUGCUAUAAUUCUCAAAACGCCUGUCAAUCUCUAUUGUCAUCAAUAGAGAACGACCGCGACUUAUUGUCAGAGCAGGACUGGAUUGAGCUUCAAAAGCUUCAGGACUUUCUCCUGACUUUUCACCAUGCCACACUUUCUACAGAAGCUUGUGGUGACACAAUCGAUAAAGUACUGCUAUCAAUGGACUUUCUGCUUGAGCAGUUUGAAGACGCUAAGCGAGUAUAUGCUGAGGAUUCUUUUAUGAGUCCUUGCUGCAACUCAGGGUGGGCCAAGUUGGAUAAGUACUACACCCUCACUGACAGAUCUCCUGUUUAUAUUGCAGACUUAGUAUUAUGUCCACAAUGGAAAUGGGAUUAUAUUGAAAGUAGCUGGCUGAAGGAAUGGCAUGCCGAUUGUAAGGCAAAGAUGCAGGAGUUCUGGGAGUCAGAUUACAAGUUGACUGCGGUUUCAGUGCCUACGCAAGCAUCCCAGGCAACAGAGUCAGCAAAUUCUGGGGUCUCUAAUGCCUUUACAUAA
This is a messenger RNA of Pseudogymnoascus destructans, 549 nucleotides long. RefSeq names its product Phospholipase C. NCBI's taxonomy places the organism in Eukaryota, Fungi, Ascomycota, Leotiomycetes, Thelebolales, Thelebolaceae. The transcript has a single exon. The record is from RefSeq and is a predicted model, not a curated record. The coding region runs from base 1 to 549 and encodes 182 amino acids.